AUGAUUCACAGCUGUCCUCCAGGUAAACGGGGAAGGAAAGGAAACCCUGGAACUCCAGGCAUUCCAGGACGAGAUGGCUACCCGGGUCCAUUGGGUCUGGAUGGCAAGCCUGGACCUCCAGGACAAAAAGGCAGUCAGGGAAUGCCAGGACCAAAAGGAGAUAAGGGUGACCAGGGAGACAUGGGACCCAGGGGACCACCGGCCUACGCUGCAUCUGCAGGCCUGCUCAGUAAUCAGAUUCUCACGGUUAAGGGUGAUCAAGGUCAGGCUGGUCCCCCAGGACCUCCAGGAACACCUGGUCCCAGAGGUCCUCCAGGAAACACAGGCAAAGAUGGGCCACAGGGCCACCCAGGAGAGCCGGGUCCUCCUGGAAAAGAUGGCAAUGAGGGACCAAGAGGGCCACCUGGCAUGCAGGGUACAAAUGGUGUCAAUGGCAUGCCUGGACCACAGGGCCCUUUGGGGCCAAAGGGGGAUCAGGGUGCUCCAGGUCCUGAGGGGAAAAGGGGGAUUGAUGGAUCCCCUGGCUUGAAGGGAGAUGUUGGGCAUCCAGGACCCCAGGGUUUGCCUGGAGAGAAAGGAGAUACUGGCUUCGCCGAAAAUGCUGAUCUGGCUGCUACACUCAAAGCACUGCAGGGGCCACCAGGCCCUCCUGGAGAGCAAGGGCCAAAAGGAGAAAUGGGAUUGCAUGGAGCGCAAGGACCUGAAGGAAAGCAGGGUCAAAAGGGAGAGAGAGGUGAUGCAGGAGAGCCAGGAGCAAAAGGGGAAAAGGGGGAUAUUGGGCUAACAGGGCCUUCAGGAUCAGCAGGGCAAAAAGGUGAUAAAGGAGACUCUAGGCUUGAGGACAAUUUGGACCAGAUUAUCCAUUUGCCUGGACCACCAGGGCCUCCUGGACCCCCUGGGCAUGCCGGAUAUCAUGGAUUGCCUGGACCCAAGGGAGAGCCUGGUGAGGCAGUCAAAGGAGAAAAGGGAGAUGCUGGAGAGAAAGGUCCAUCUGGGCAGCGGGGUCCUCAAGGCUUUCCAGGGUCUAAUGGCUUAGUAGGCCUGCCAGGUGCAAAAGGUGAAAAGGGAAAACAAGGUGAACCAGGAUUAGAUGGUUUCCCAGGGCUUCAAGGAGAAAAGGGGGAGAGAGGAGACAGGGGAGAGAAGGGUGAGAGAGGCUCAAUAGGAAAGAAGGGGCUGAAAGGACUGAAGGGAGAGCAGGGACCUCCAGGGCUUGAUCAGCCUUGUCCUGUGGGGCGAGAUGGACUGCCCAUACCAGGAUGCUGGCAUAAGGAAGAGGCUUCAGAAUCAGGGCAGGUUGGCAAGGACAAGCAAUCUUCUAAGGCCUAAAGAACACUGAAUGGACUAAAUGGAGUGAGAAUGCUUUGCCAAAGUUCAACUGGAUGUUUCAAAGGAAAGGACUCGUCUGUACUACAGGGAGGAACGUGAUGUGGAUACUGCACUGGAUUUGUACUGGUGUACAUACGGACAAAUCUGUUCUCAGGAAACUCUUUUCACUUGGUCAAUAGGAAACCACAUACUAUCUUUUUGUUCCAUUGCUCUCUAAAAUACACCAGUGGAAUAGUGGGGGGGAAAGUAUAAUAACUGAUGUCAUGGAGAAGUCUUGCCUGUUUAUAAGAAGCCUAACUGAAUAAAACUACUUUUAGUCUUUUAUUCAUUGUUUUUGUGAGGGGUUGUUUGCAUCCUCAAUGAGCAUUAUAUAAAGUUUGUGUAAAUAAAAUGGAUAAUUUUUACAUUUAAA
Molecule: messenger RNA, 1741 nt
Organism: Pimephales promelas (fathead minnow)
Lineage: Eukaryota; Metazoa; Chordata; Actinopteri; Cypriniformes; Leuciscidae
Source: RefSeq, a predicted model, not a curated record